Molecule: messenger RNA, 1210 nt
Organism: Haliotis rubra (blacklip abalone)
Lineage: Eukaryota; Metazoa; Mollusca; Gastropoda; Lepetellida; Haliotidae
Product: cilia- and flagella-associated protein 251-like
Exons: 3
Coding region: 1-642 (213 amino acids)
Source: RefSeq, a predicted model, not a curated record
AUGAAGAUAGUCAAAUGGGAUGAGGAACAUGUGGUCAAAGGGGAUGAGGAACAUGUGGUCAAAGGGGAUGAGGAACAUGUGGUCAAAGGGGAUGAGGAACAUGUGGUCAAAGGGGAUGAGAAACAGAUGGUUAAAGGGGAUGAGGAACAUAUGGUCAGAGGGGAUGAGGAACAUGUGGUCAAAAGGGAUGAGAAACAGAUGGUUAAAGGGGAAGAUGAACAUAUGGUUAAAGGGGAUGAGGAACAUGUGGUCAAAGGGGAUGAGAAACAGAUGGUUAAAGGGGAUGAGGAACAUAUGGUCAAAUGGGAUGAGGAACAUGUGGUCAAAGGGGAUGAGAAACAGAUGGUUAAAGGGGAUGAGAAACAUAUGGUCAGAGGGGAUGAGGAACAUGUGGUUAAAGGGGAUGAGGAACAUAUGGUCAGAGGGGAUGAGGAACAUGUGGUCAAAGGGGAUGAGAAACAGAUGGUUAAAGGGGAUGAGGAACAUGUGGUCAAAGGGGAUGAGGAACAUAUGGUCAGAGGGGAUGAGGAACAUAUGCCAAAUGGGAUGAGGAACAUGUGGUCAAAGGGGAUGAGGAACAUGGUCAGAGGGGAUGAGGAACAUAUGGUCAGAGGGGAUGAGGAACAUGGUCAAAUGGGAUGAGGAACAUGUGGUCAAAGGGGAUGAGAAACAUGGUUAAAGGGGAUGAGGAACAUAUGGUCAGAGGGGAUGAGGAACAUGUGGUCAAAGGGGAUGAGGAACAUAUGGUCAAAUAGGAUGAGGAACAUAUGGUCAAAGGGGAUGAGAAACAGAUGGUUAAAGGGGAUGAGGAACAUAUGGUCAGAGGGGAUGAGGAACAUGGUCAAAUAGGACGAGGAACAUAUGGUCAGAGGGGAUGAGGAACAUGUGGUCAAAGGGGAUGAGAAACAUGGUUAAAGAGGAUGAGGAACAUAUGGUCAAAUGGGAUGAGGAACAUGUGGUCAAAGGGGAUGAGGAACAUGGUCAAAUGGGAUGAGAAACUGAUGGUUAAAGGGGAUAAGGAACAUAUGGUCAGAGGGGAUGAGGAAUAGAUAGUCAAAAGGGAUGAGGAACAUAUGGUUAAAGGGGAUGAGGAACAUAUGGUCAAAGGGGACGAGGAAUAUAUGAGGGGAUGAGGAAUAGAUAGUCAAAGGGGAUGAGGAACAUGUCAAAUAGGGUGAGGAACAUAUGGUGAGGAGGACAAUAUGGUCAA